Ambispora gerdemannii is the source of this 861-nucleotide messenger RNA. The record is from the annotation of a GenBank genome assembly. Lineage: Eukaryota; Fungi; Glomeromycota; Glomeromycetes; Archaeosporales; Ambisporaceae.
AUGUCGACAACAACCACCACCACCACAAAAAAACCGCUUCCCUUUCUGUACCAGUUUGCGGCUGGUGGUAUAGCUGGUGUCAGUGAAAUUCUUGUUUUGUAUCCUCUCGAUGUCGUAAAGACGCGAUUUCAACUACAAGUUACUGGUGUUGGUGAACAUUAUACUUCGGUGUUGGACUGUUUCAAAAAAAUAAUUAAAAGUGAAGGCUUUGGUAGACUCUAUCGAGGAAUACUUCCUCCUAUUCUAGUCGAAGCGCCGAAACGCGCCAUAAAAUUUUCCGCAAAUGAACAAUACUCGAGUAUACUAAAAAACAUCUAUAACACAAAUAAAAUGUCACAAGGAAUGUCAAUAAUGGGAGGCAUUGGCGCUGGAUGCACCGAAGCUGUCGUCAUUGUACCUUUUGAAUUAGUGAAAAUUCGGCUUCAAGAUAGAAAUAACACGGGAAAAUAUAACGGUACUUUUGAUGCACUAACCAAAAUUGUCAAACAAGAAGGACCUUUGGCCCUUUUUAACGGGCUUGAAGCAACUAUAUGGCGUCAUGCUACAUGGAAUGGUGGCUAUUUUGGAACAAAACGAAAAGAACUGCGAAAUAAUUUUAUUGCUGGAGGAAUCGGUGGCACCGUUGGCACUAUACUUAAUACACCGUAUGAUGUAGUUAAAACACGAGUCCAAAACGAUUCUGGAAUUCCGAGAAAGUACAAUUGGGCAUUACCGGCUAUUAAAACUGUUGCUCAAGAAGAAGGAAUCGGUGCACUCUAUAAAGGAUUCGUUCCAAAAGUUUUACGUCUCGGUCCUGGUGGUGGUAUUUUAUUGGUCGUUUUCGAUCAGGUUACCAACUGGAUGCAGAAAUAUUUGGCUUAA